This is a messenger RNA of Oncorhynchus tshawytscha (Chinook salmon), 5294 nucleotides long. It is a transcript of the gene ap2b1, whose product is annotated as adaptor related protein complex 2 subunit beta 1. Gene Ontology annotation, molecular function: clathrin binding. The coding region runs from base 158 to 3058 and encodes 966 amino acids. NCBI's taxonomy places the organism in Eukaryota, Metazoa, Chordata, Actinopteri, Salmoniformes, Salmonidae. The transcript is spliced from 22 exons. Gene Ontology annotation, cellular component: clathrin adaptor complex; membrane coat. The record is from RefSeq and is a predicted model, not a curated record. Gene Ontology annotation, biological process: vesicle-mediated transport; intracellular protein transport.
UUGUUUUUUUCGGGAGUGCUGUCUUUCCACGGCUAGCUAUCCCUUUGCUGUAAUCAAGGAGGAAAAACAUCUUUCAAAUUGUGGAAUAACGUCACUCACCCUAGCGACGUAUUUUCUUAUUGAAAUUACCUAAAAACAAAUUUGAAGAACAUCUACAAUGACUGACUCAAAAUAUUUUACAACAAAUAAAAAAGGGGAGAUCUUUGAGCUGAAGGCAGAGCUGAACAAUGAGAAGAAAGAGAAGAGGAAGGAGGCAGUGAAGAAGGUCAUUGCGGCUAUGACUGUGGGCAAGGAUGUCAGCUCCCUCUUCCCAGAUGUGGUGAACUGCAUGCAGACUGACAACCUGGAGCUGAAAAAGCUGGUCUACCUGUACCUGAUGAACUACGCCAAGAGCCAGCCCGACAUGGCCAUCAUGGCUGUCAACAGCUUUGUCAAGGACUGUGAGGACCCUAACCCCCUGAUCCGUGCCCUGGCUGUGCGCACCAUGGGCUGCAUCCGCGUGGACAAGAUUACAGAGUACCUGUGUGAGCCGCUGAGAAAGUGUCUGAAGGACGAGGACCCAUACGUGAGAAAGACAGCAGCAGUGUGCGUGGCAAAGCUCCACGACAUCAACGCCCAGAUGGUGGAGGACCAGGGUUUCCUGGACUCCCUCAGGGAUCUCAUUGCCGACUCCAACCCCAUGGUGGUGGCCAACGCGGUGGCAGCUCUGUCUGAGAUUAGUGAGUCCCACCCCAACAGCAACCUGCUGGACCUCAACCCACAGAACAUCAACAAGCUGCUGACAGCCCUCAACGAGUGCACAGAGUGGGGCCAGAUCUUCAUCCUGGACUGCCUGUCCAACUACAACCCCAAAGACGAGCGAGAGGCCCAGAGCAUCUGCGAGCGGGUCACGCCCCGUCUCUCCCACGCCAACUCGGCGGUGGUGUUGUCGGCUGUCAAGGUGCUGAUGAAGUUCUUGGAACUGCUACCCAAGGAGUUGGACUACUACAACACCCUGCUGAAGAAGCUGUCCCCACCGCUGGUCACCCUUCUCUCUGGGGAGCCAGAGGUCCAGUAUGUGGCCCUCAGGAAUAUCAACCUCAUCGUCCAGAAAAGGCCUGAGAUCCUUAAGCAGGAGAUCAAGGUGUUCUUUGUCAAGUACAACGACCCCAUCUACGUCAAACUGGAGAAACUGGACAUCAUGAUUCGCCUGGCCUCCCAGGCCAACAUAGCUCAGGUGUUGGCUGAGCUGAAGGAGUAUGCCACUGAGGUAGACGUUGACUUUGUGCGUAAGGCAGUGAGGGCCAUCGGGCGCUGUGCCAUCAAAGUGGAGCAAUCUGCUGAGCGCUGUGUUAGCACCCUGCUAGACCUCAUCCAGACCAAGGUCAACUAUGUAGUGCAGGAGGCCAUCGUGGUCAUCAGGGACAUCUUCCGCAAAUACCCCAACAAGUAUGAAAGCAUCAUCGCCACGCUGUGUGAGAACCUGGAUUCUCUGGACGAGCCGGAUGCGCGUGCCGCCAUGAUCUGGAUCGGUCAGGUCCCGCGGAGCGCUCAGGUCGCUGAGAGGAGCGCUCGGUCACCCGGAGCGGAGCGCUCAGGUCGCCCGAGCGAGCUGCUGGAGAGCACCAUUCACAGCCUUGGGGGUGUGUUGUUUCAGGUCCAGCUCACUCUUCUCACAGCCAUCGUCAAGCUUUUCCUCAAGAAGCCCUCUGAGACUCAGGAGCUGGUGCAGCAGGUCCUCAGUCUGGCCACACAGGACUCCGACAACCCUGAUCUGCGUGACAGGGGUUACAUCUACUGGCGCCUGCUGUCCACCGAUCCGGUAACGGCCAAGGAGGUGGUCUUGUCCGAAAAGCCCCUGAUCUCGGAGGAGACAGACCUGAUUGAGCCCACCCUGCUGGACGAGCUCAUUUGCCACAUUGGCUCCCUAGCCUCCGUCUACCACAAGCCCCCCAAUGCCUUCGUGGAGGGCAGCCAUGGCAUCCAUCGCAAGCACCUGCCCAUCCAGCACGGCAGCAUUGACACAGGCGAGAGCCCUGUGAGCGCAGGGCCAGUGGUCCCUAUUGAACAGGCCCAGUCAGUCAUCCCUUCCCAGGGAGACCUGCUGGGAGACCUGCUCAACCUGGACCUGGGUCCCCCCGUCAAUGUGCCCCAGGUCUCCUCCAUGCAGAUGGGCGCUGUCGACUUGCUGGGCGGAGGCCUCGACAGCCUGCUCGGUGGAGACCUGGGAGGAGGUGUUGGGGGAAGUCCAGCAGUGGGGCAGAACUUUAUUCCCUCAUCAGUUCCCAACACGUUCGCCCCAUCGCCGACUCCUGCAGCGCUCAGCAGCGGCCUCAACGACCUGUUUGAGCUCUCCACAGGCAUGGCCAUCUCCACAGGAGGCUAUGUUACCCCCAAAUCUGUAUGGCUGCCUGCAGUGAAAGCUAAAGGACUGGAAAUCUCAGGCACAUUCUCCCGCCGACAGGGCCAAAUGUACAUGGACAUGACCUUUACCAACAAGGCCUUGCAGCACAUGACCGACUUCGCUAUCCAGUUCAACAAGAACAGUUUCGGAGUGAUCCCCACCACCCCUCUGCCCAUCCACACUCCACUGAUGCCCAGCCAGAGUAUUGAAGUUUCCCUGCCUCUCAACACCAUUGGGCCAGUCAUGAAGAUGGACCCCCUAAACAACCUACAGGUGGCUGUGAAGAACAACAUUGACGUUUUCUACUUCAGCGGGCUUAUCCCACUCAACAUCUUCUUCGUGGAGGAUGGCAAAAUGGAGCGACAGGUGUUUUUGGCCACCUGGAAAGACAUCCCCAAUGAGAAUGAGCUGCAGUACCAGAUUAAGGAGUGCCACUUAAAUGCAGACACGGUGUCGGGGAAGCUGCAGAACGACAACAUCUACACCAUCGCCAAGAGGAACGUGGAGGGCCAGGAUAUGCUCUACCAGUCCCUCAAGCUCACCAACGGCAUCUGGAUCCUGGCUGAGCUCCGCAUCCAACCCGGCAACCCCAACUACACACUGUCCUUGAAGUGCCGGGCUCCUGAGGUUACCCAGUAUGUCUACCAGGUGUACUACUCAGUCCUGAAGAACUGAACUCUCUCUCCAUCCACUCACUCACCACCCUCCACUCCACACCUCUCUCCAAGAACAAACAGCAGCUGUUAGCGUUCUAGUCAUGCAUUAUUCCUCUCCACCAUCCUUACCGCCAUGGGAGAAUGUGACAUCCCCAGUCCAUCCUUAACUAAAUGUCUUAAUGUCGUAAAAUGUGGUUGAUGGUGAAGCUCUCCAAAAAAUAAACCUUUCAUAUUCACUAAGCCAUCGCCCCACCUCUUUGUACUGUAUUUCCAAUAUUGAAAAGUGUAAUAUCAUAUAUGUUUUUGUGUCUAUUCUUUUUAAUGCUUUAUAUUCUUCCGUGGUACUUUUCCUACUUGCCCAACCAUAGUCGAUUGAGUGCCAUCUACCAGGCCUUGCUGGAGCCGAAAAUGCCAGUUGAACCAAUUGCUUAGUCUCCAUGAUGCAUCAAGUACCAUUUUGAGCCAAUAUGGCAGUGGUGAGAGCAGAGCCAGGGAACAUGAAAUAGAUUUUAAUGCAUUAGUGGAUUUCAUUCUGUUCUCGUUUUAGUAACCACUAUGAUAAACCACUAUUUAUGGUAGCUAUUAUUAUGUUUGCUCCCGUCUGCCAUUCCUUUUUUACUGGUGCUUGCAGGCAGCUGAUCAGUUCAUGCUUCUCAUCCCUUUUCUGAUUGCUCGACCUGCCACAACAAUCAAACACCGCUAUAGCCAUUCCUAGAUUGUCAUUCCUAGAUUUCCAAUAAUCCAUGUCCUUUUGCUGGUUUUGUGCUGCAGUAUUAAUGAAUAUGCCAAUAGUGAGUGUGGAAUGAGUUGUCCAUUCUGUAUUGCUGUUCUCAUGUUACAUUGAUUGCAAUGAGAUAGUAUGUAUUAUUCUUUAAUUUUAUGAUUGUUAUUGAUAUUCCAUUUGCAGCUGUUCAUCUAAACAGAACUCAAACCCUGGGUCAAACCCAAAGCCAGGGUCAAUAUCAUUUGAUAUUUUGCUUAGUAGGGAACAACCCCAUACUGUCAUCAAUGACAUGCCUAGUGUAUGUGUUUGUAUUAUUGUGCUGUUAAAACCACCUCCCUGGCAUUACUUUAUCCUGAACAUGGAGGAUAUGUAGUGCUUGCAGCCCACCUAAAAGACCAGGGUCACCCCUCUAUGAUUAUACUGUGCAGUGACCUGGUAUAGUUUGUAUACAUGAAGUUCUGUACAACUAAUGAAAGAGUAUUAUAUUACUACCAGAAUAAGUGUGCUUGAAAUCCAUAACAGAAAAACAGUGGCACUAUAUUCCAGUUAUGUACCAAGUCCUCAUAUGUGGAAGUUUAAUUUAAAUUUUACCUGUAUUUAACUAGGCAAGUCAAUUAAGAACAAAUUCUUGUUUUCAAUGACGGCCUAGGAACAGUGGGUUAACUGCCUGUUCAGGGGCAGAACGACAGAUUUGUACCUUGUCAGCUAGGGGACAUGAACGAACUUGCAACCUUUCGGUUACUAGCCCAACGCUCUAACCACUAGGCUACCCUGCCGCCCCAGUGAUCUAAAUAAGUUUUAUUUAUAAAUGUAUACAAAGCUGAUGUGAUUUUAAUAUGCCAUAUCUCUAUGAACAUUGUUGUUAUACCUCUGCUAGUUGAGCUCAAACAUUUUAAUAAUUUUAUUUAAGCCAAUGUAAAAAGCAGUCUCAAGGGUACCAAUUGUGUUUGUGACUUUAGCUUCUUAAUUGUAUUGUUACCAUACAUGCUGAUGUGCCUGUGAACCUGCAAUAGAAGCAGUGUCCAAUGCUCCCAAGAAAUCUUAGCGGUCGGUUUCCCUCACUCUCAAAACGACACUUAGUUACAUGGGAAGGUCUGAUCUUUGGCCACAGUUUGAUUGUAUGUGUCCCCAGCAAGAUGUUGGGUAACACUUUUUUUUGGAUAGUCUGUAGAGCAUCUAGAUGGACUAUCUACUAACCCUAGCUAUGACCCUAAACUUAACCCUUACCCUAACACUUAUUCUAAACCAAACCGUAACCUGGUAGUAUGACCAGAUGUUAUUAUAAAGGCGUAUUUGGUUCUGGCUUUCCCACCCAGAACUAUGUUUGAGAAAAAUAUUUAAUGUACUUACUCAUAAGCACAGCAACCAGGAAUAGGCCAACAGAACAGCUGUAGUAAGAAAUAAUGUGACAACUGAAAUGACCAUAUGUUUUAGCCUUCUCAAGCUAGCCUGUUGAUCCUGCAUCUGUCCUCAUCCCCAAUUUGUCACUGUAUCCGCUCUUAUUUCAAUAAAAUGUCUGUUAUAAAACUUA